This is a messenger RNA of Phalaenopsis equestris, 1955 nucleotides long. RefSeq names its product synaptotagmin-3-like. The transcript is spliced from 12 exons. Bases 155 to 1783 code for a protein of 542 amino acids. Gene Ontology annotation, molecular function: lipid binding. Gene Ontology annotation, cellular component: endoplasmic reticulum. Lineage: Eukaryota; Viridiplantae; Streptophyta; Magnoliopsida; Asparagales; Orchidaceae. The record is from RefSeq and is a predicted model, not a curated record.
UCUCCUUCUUGAACGAUGGGAGUUUUUCGUUUUGCAGUCGAUGGUCUAGCUGGUUCUCCAGUUUCUGAAUCGUCUUCUUCUCCUUUCCCUCCAUUUUAGGUUCGAUCAUCUCUUGUAUUGAUCGUGGAUUCGAUGCAUAGGCAGCUCAGAGCUGAUGGGUUUUGUGGGUACUUUCUUGGAACUCAUUGGGUUCGGCUUCGGAAUACCGAUCGGGCUCUUGAUCGGAUACUUCAUCUUCAUCUUCUACAACGAGCGCAAGGACGUUAAGGAACCCAUUGUUAGACCUCUGAUUGAGCUAGAUUCAAAGAGCUUGCAUAAAGUCCUACCGGAGAUUCCAGCUUGGUUGAAGAAUCCUGACUAUGACAGAGUUGAUUGGAUGAACAAGUUUCUCUUUGACAUGUGGCCCUACUUAAACAAGGGGAUAUGCAAUACAAUUAGAGUCACAUUGAGACCCAUAUUCGACCAAUACAUUGGGAAGUAUUGCAUAGAAUCCAUUGAUUUUGAUGACCUUACACUUGGCAGUUUUCCUCCUAUGAUUCAUGGUAUUAAAGUUAUAGAGACUCAAGAAAAUGAACUAGUUAUUGAGCCAAGGGUUAGAUGGGCUGGCAACUGCAGCGUCACCGUAUCUCUGAAGCUUUUGUCUUUUAAAUUUACAGUGCAAUUGUUGGAUUUACAAACAUUCUUGGCCCCUCGAAUUACUCUAAAGCCGCUAGUUUCGAGCUUCCCAUGCUUUGCAAGUAUAAUUGUUUCUUUGGUUGAAAAGCCUUUUGUUGACUUUGGGCUCAAACUACUUGGCGCAGACAUCAUGGCUAUUCCUAUUUUAUAUCGCUUUGCUCAGGAUAAGAUUGCAUCUGAAAUCUCAAAUCUGUACCAUUGGCCUAAUGAUAUGGAAAUACCAAUACUGGAUAAUCUCAGUUUAGCCACCAAGAAACCUGUUGGCAUAUUGCAUGUAAAGGUUGUGCGCGCAAUUAAUCUCCUAAAGAUGGACAUUCUUGGUAAAUCUGAUCCUUAUGUCAAACUGAGUUUGAGUGAGGAUAGACUGCCCUCAAAGAAAACCUCUGUAAAGAUGAGCAAUCUGAAUCCUGAAUGGUACGAAAAUUUCAAGUUUAUUGUGAAAGAUCCUCAAACCCAAGUUCUUCAGCUACAUCUGUAUGACUGGGAAAAGGUUAAAGCACAUGAUAAAUUGGGCAUGCAGGUUGUGCCACUGAGCUCACUCGUUCCUCAUGAAAUGAAGGAAAUUACUCUUGAUCUUUUGAAGAACAUGAACCCAAAUGACCCCCAUAAUAAGAAGGAUAGAGGGAAACUUGUGCUAGAAUUGACUUUUGAACCGUUUAGAGAAGAAUUUAGUGGAGUUUUAGGUGGUGAACGAAAGCUCAGUGGACUGGCAAGAAGUUAUUCGCUAGAUAGCACAUCUGGUAGUGGGGUUCUUUCUGUAAAUAUUGAAAGUGCUGAACAUGUUGAGGGGAAGCAUCACAACAAUCCCUAUGCAGUAAUUCUUUUUAGAGGAGAAACUAAGAAGACGAAGGCCGUUAAGAGAAGCAGGGAUCCAAGGUGGAAUGAAGGCUUUCAGUUCAUGUUAGAGGAGCCACCAGUCAAUGAUUUCAUUCACAUUGAAGUCAUUAGCAAGAGAAGGGGCUUUAAUUUUUAUGGCAAGGAAUCUCUGGGACAUGUCGAUCUUAAGCUCGCAGAUGUUAUCAAUAAUGGUCGAAUCAAUGAGAAAUUUCAUCUCAUAAACUCCAAGAAUGGUGUGAUUCACGUUGAACUCACAUGGAGCACUGUCUGAACAAUCCGGUUAAAGGUACUGUAAAUUUUUCACUUGAAUUCUACUUGACAGUGGAGUAUAUAUAACAUUUUAUAAAUUUCUAUACCAUUUUGUAUUCAAUUAAAAAAAAUAUUUUUUUGAACCACAUAUUUGAGGUCUGUAUGAUUAUCAUAAUGGCUGUAGAAACUAUUAU